This is a messenger RNA of Sardina pilchardus (European sardine), 3112 nucleotides long. Its product is annotated as syndecan-3-like. Gene Ontology annotation, cellular component: cell surface; membrane. The record is from RefSeq and is a predicted model, not a curated record. The transcript is spliced from 5 exons. Lineage: Eukaryota; Metazoa; Chordata; Actinopteri; Clupeiformes; Clupeidae. Bases 215 to 1426 code for a protein of 403 amino acids. Gene Ontology annotation, biological process: cell migration.
GUUAAUAAGCAACAACGAAAAGUUGUAGAAGGAAGUUUUUAAGUUUCUGUUAGGAUAGUCCUCAAUACAGUUGCAGUUGGCUUGUAGCGCAGUAAAAUAGAACCCCUGAAACAUCUUCAAAGCAAACGAAUACGAAAGGAUCACGAGUCUAUUUCACAGUAGGCUAUCUUAAAUACUUAACUUUACACGGGACUGCUACAAAGAUCUCAAGACCAUGAGGAUUCACUUGAUAAGCAUAGGCCUACUUGUUUUCUACAUCAGCUCGUUGGUUUCUGCUCUCUCGUCCUCUACCGACGUCCCACCAGAGGAUCUAGACACAUCUGGAGAUGACGCAGAAUUCUCGGGUUCAGGGUCUGGCUCAGGAGAAGAUGCUUUUGCUAAUGACAACAAAGGCGCACUCACCAAUGUCACGGCAAAACCCUGGAUAACAGAUGCACCACUCAGCACUGCUCAGCAAACAACUGAAAAGAUUCCCAUUGUUAUCAACGAGACCCACGUAUCUGCCUCGUUAUCCCCAAUCACUACGAGUAUGCCUCCCAUGGAGUCACUUCCCCAUCACACCACUAAUAUUCCCAUUCAUGACAUUGUCGGAGCAUUGCAGACAACUACCCCGUCUGCUGAGAAGGUAGACAUUACUGCUGCUCCAGUCGCAGAAGAGGUCACGACCCAGUCUAUUGUAGAUAACACGAACAAUUUUGUUGAAGAGGUUACUACAGAAAUUGAUUUAUCUCUGUACACGACUGAAGAAUCUACCACUGCCUUGGUGUCUGGCACUGAGGAAGAAGGCACAUUUGUCACCACUACUGUGCAACAGCCCAUUAUAUUUGAUGAGACGGAAGAGGAGGUGGAAGGCAAAACAGCAGAAACAACAACAGCAGCAGCAACAACAACAACAACAACAACAACAGUAGCAGUGAUUGUGGAUGAUGAAGAAGAAGGGACAUCGGUUCCAGAGAUUUUUGAUGAAACCAAUGAGAUGCCCUCGCUAGCUUCCACCACAACCUCUUCAGCUCCCAUCAAAGACACUGAGAUGCCCUCGCUAGCCUCCAGCACAACCUCUUCAGCUCCCAUCGGAAACAAUGAUGAUGAUUUUGUUGUGGACAACAUAGUCCCAGACAUAGUCCCAGACAUAGUCCCAGAAGUCAGGAUGGGAGUUGACAGGCCAAUGAUUAAUGAAGAGUUGACCAAGGAUGGCGGGCGUUCAUCUGAGAGUUCAUCAGAACACCAGACCCUUCUGGAGAGGAAAGAAGUUUUGGCAGGCGUCAUUUGCGGAGGGGUUGUUGGUCUGGCGCUAGCAGUCAUGCUGGUCUCAAUCAUGGCCUAUCGGAUGAAGAAGAAAGACGAGGGAAGCUACGCACUGGACGACCACAAGCCCUUUAAUGGAGAUUACCAGAUUGUGAAGAAGCAGGAGGAAUUCCUGGCAUGAAGACAUGCCCUGUAAGCCAGCUGUAUUUUACAGUGCUCUCGCCUCAAGCUCCCUCAGCUCUCUUUACAGGGCCUAUCCUUCUCCUUGGUGAGUGGAGUUUUCUGUCAGACAAUCAGCCCUUUUCUUGUUUAUCCAAAAAGACAUGGCACCUUUGACGGACACUGGGACAAUGCAUUGGUCAGUGGAUUUUUUCCAGUUUGCCGUUAACCAUUGCUGAAGUCUGCUCACAUUCGAACCACACACAUUUAUGUUGACUUUUAUUAAAAAAAAAAAAAAAAGAGGACACAGUGACUGACCACUCCUGGACUGUCUCCAUGGGACUGCAUCUUGUACAGUAUGUAAAGGCAUGACUUCUCACAACAGAGAUGAAGAGAGACUGAUUAUGCUGCACUGUGGGCAGUAGCAGAGUCAUUACUGUCAUCCCGGAUUGCCAUGGUGGCUUAAAUGGGAUCUGUGGAGUCUGGGUAAAGUUUAAAAUCUGUUGUUAGAAGCUUUGUUUGAAUCUUUUUUAAAAACAAGUGGUAUAUUUUGGUGCACCUAUAUGUUUUGUUGAUCAACAGGCUCAUGAUGCUUUGUUCAAUUAAGGGCCAUAUAUUUAUUAUUUUUUUGCAUAUUGUAAGCUUGGACUUUUUUUUAUUCACGAUUACUUAAGGCUUACAAUAUGAGCAGCGUGACCUUUACACGCCCAGAUCACCUAAAAAUGAUUUUUUUUUUUUUAAAUCUCAUCUUCAGCACUUAUAAUGAUACAGUAUGGCCUCAAAUGUUUGUACAAGUGGUAUAUUUUGAUGCAGUUGUGUGUUCAAUCUUCUUUAGUCAGUCUUCAGUCUUUUUCCUCAGGCAUAAGAACAGGCUCAUGUAACUUUAUUCCAUUAAUGCCCAUUUUUUGUUUUGUUUUGUUUUUUUACAGUUACAAUCUGUAAGCGUGGACAUUUGUGCUGCACGUUUACAUGAUUAUUACAAUAUGAAUAGUAUGACGUUUUUAAAAUGCCCUUACCCACCUACACUGGAUCUUUUAUCUCCUCUCGCACUUAUAAUGUCAACGUGGUGGAAAAUAGAUAUCAGCUUUCGAGGUACACCGAGUGUAAUAAUAGCUACAUUUCUGUUCCUUAAUGUUGAUACUAAACACCAUGCAACAGCAUGCGUUUCAUCCAAUUCACUCUCACAGUGCAGUAGCCUACUGGGUAAAAAACAGUCAAACAUUCCUUCAUUAAAUCAUGAAAUGAUUAGUUGUUAGUAUGUUAAAGUGUACAUCAAGUUUCAGUGAUAUUCUUUGCAGUCUUGAAUGUUUGUUUAUGUGGUGAUUUGAUUGUUUGUGUCCUGCCUUUGGUUGUUUGUGAUGAGCAGAUUGCAUAGCAGUGUGUGGUUGGGAGUGAGUGCAAUUUGCAUUUGAAACGAUCAGCGAUGGCGGCAGGAAUUUUAAAUUAAUUUCAUUUUUGGUCGCUUUUUCAAUUUGGCUUGCAUUUGGGUCCCAGGGAGCUUAUUAAUACUGACUCUGAGUCACCAGACAAUUGCUCCUUCAUUCCCCAGCCAGCGUAACAGCACCAGUAACAGUUGUAUAUCCAUGUUUGGGCCUGUCUACCUCUUGUUGUCUGAGGCCAUUGUGCCCAUAUUUUCUCUUUUAUAUUAUUUGUUCACUUGCAGUUGACUAUUUUGUACGUUCAAUAAAGGAGGAUUUUUUUUCAUCAA